This is a messenger RNA of Plectropomus leopardus (leopard coralgrouper), 2985 nucleotides long. RefSeq names its product zinc finger protein 362a (gene znf362a). The record is from RefSeq and is a predicted model, not a curated record. NCBI's taxonomy places the organism in Eukaryota, Metazoa, Chordata, Actinopteri, Perciformes, Serranidae. Gene Ontology annotation, biological process: regulation of transcription by RNA polymerase II; embryo development. Gene Ontology annotation, molecular function: RNA polymerase II transcription regulatory region sequence-specific DNA binding; DNA-binding transcription factor activity, RNA polymerase II-specific. Gene Ontology annotation, cellular component: nucleus.
GACGCCUGCAGCACCCAGAAGUGAACAGCAGGCGACCCGGAAGGUUUGAAGUCCGACUGAGAGCAGGCAGAAAGAAGAGUCAAUCCUUUAUAAAAUAUUUCUCCCCUCGCUGGUUCAGGAUGGCUGAACCUCGCUUUAACAACCCUUAUUUUUGGCCUCCACCUCCCACUAUGCCCGGCCAGCUGGAUAACCUAGUCUUGAUCAAUAAAAUCAAGGAGCAGCUGAUGGCAGAGAAGAUCAGACCGCCACAUCUGCCCGCUGCCUCAGCCCCUUCCCAACAGCCCUUACUGGCUCCGCCCAUCCAGGCGGAUGGCAGCCAGCAUGGGAUGUCCAAAGCUCACCAGAUGCAGGUUCUCCACAGCCACAGCCCAUCUCAGCCUGAUAUCGCCCUGCACGCCCGCCCCGCCUCCAGCUCAGUCACAGGUCGCAUUCUUGGCGAUGUAAACUUGAAUCUGGACGAUAAGGCAGCUAUAAAAGCCAGAGGAUUAUGGGAAGACUGGCAUCUGCGUCAACUUAUAGACCAUCCCUCCAGGACAAACCACGUCUCAGGUGUGGCGCUGGCAUCCAGAACAGGUAACCUCAACACCUCAGAGAUCAUCACCCCCACCACGCCCACCUCCAGCAGCCACAGCCGGCUGGGCGGAGCCCCCACACCUCACCUCAUCUCAGGGUUAGCCGGCAGCCACGGGAUGGAGCCCGGGAAAAACAACGGAGGACUUGUGGGACUCCUAGGCCCCCCUCCAAAGGAGGAACGGGGGCGUAAGAGGAUCAAAGCAGAGAAUGGAUCGUCUCUUUUGGUGGUGCCCUACCCAAUCCUAGCCUCAGGCAACGACCAGUCCUGCGUCACCAUCACUACCAAAGAAGGAAAAACCUACAGGUGUAAAAUUUGUCCGCUGACCUUCUUCUCCAAGUCAGACAUGCAGAUCCACUCCAAAACACACACAGAGGCAAAGGCUCACAAGUGUCCUCACUGCACCAAGUCCUUUGCAAACGCAUCCUACCUGGCCCAGCACCUGCGCAUACACCUGGGUGUCAAACCUUAUCGGUGCUCCUACUGUGAGAAAUGUUUUCGCCAGCUCUCCCAUCUGCAGCAGCACACCAGAAUCCACACCGGUGACCGGCCAUACAAAUGCGCCCAUCCAGGAUGUGACAAAGCUUUUACUCAGCUAUCUAAUCUGCAGUCUCACCAGAGGCAGCACAACAAAGACAAGCCCUUCAAAUGUUCCAACUGUUACCGUGCCUAUUCAGACUCUGCCUCACUGCAGAUCCACCUGUCUGCACACGCCAUCAAAAACGCCAAGGCCUACUGCUGCAGCAUGUGCGGCCGGGCGUACACGUCGGAGACGUACCUCAUGAAACACAUGUCUAAACACACAAUGGUGGAACAUGUGGUGUCUCAUCACUCCCCCCAGCACAGGACAGAGUCUCCCACCAUCCCUAUACGGAUCUCCCUCAUCUGAGCUCCUUCCUCGCCUCCUCCCCUCCCGUCAGAGACGUUUCCUGUGAUAUCCGUGUUCCUCUAAUGGAAUUUGAACCCACAGAUGGGUUCCAAAAAUGUGCCAGAUUGUACACGUGUCUUGUGAAGAGGUGCUCUUUAAACGAGUAUAUCCUCCUUUCCUUUCUUGCUGACCAGAUAGUAUUAUCGGGGACAUCCAAAGAUGACUUCUCAGCACUUUCAGGCCUGGAAAUGACAGGCCUUAAAAAUGUCUUUUUCUAUGUGACUUCACAGUAAAAAAAAAAAAUUAAAAAAGACAAAAAAAACAAAAACAAAAACAAAACAUAAAUAUUGCUCCAGGCAGCUACAGUACAUGGAAAAACUUUUUAACCUUUUUGUGUAAUAACAAGAUGACAUUGUCUUAUUUUAUAUGGUCCAUUACUUUCUUUACUUAAGUCUUUGCAAAAAAGAAUAUAUUUGCAUCAGAAAUAGUCUUCCGUUAGCUGAGCGAACAUAAAGGUGAAUGCUUAUAUAAUGUGUAUUCAUGUAUAUCGUGCCACUUUUUAUGUCAGUGUUUGCAACGUUUCACCAAUCAUGUGGCCAUAAAGCACGUAUAAUUCACUUUUUUUUCACAGUUAUAUUCGCCUUGUUCUCAACAUUGCCUUGCAGGAUGUGUGACUCAUAAUUAGACAGAUGGAUAUAUUUUCUUUUAUACGUAUACAUAAUGUUAUAAAAUUGCAAGGCAGUCCAAGAGUUUGAAGUUAUACUAUAGUGGAUUGUCAGUUACUGUUUGUAAACAUGCUCGCCAGCAAAAGUAAAAGUCAACCCCAGACUCACAAGGGCAACACAGAAGUGCCAAAAACUGCAGUUCCUCAAAUGUCCACAUGAGGCUGGCUCUAAAAGCGAAUCAAUCCCAGUAGACCGCCAUGUUAAAAUGCCAAACAGCAGAAAUAAACAUGUUUACAGCCAGGCACAAAAAUGGUUUUGGUCUCUGUAGCUGAUUUCUCUCUUUAUGACUGUACGGGAAGUUACGGAAAAUAGCUUUUUUGUUUACUAUAAAUUAAGGCUUAAAGUAAAGCAUAGUUAGGGGCGGGCCUCUCUGAGUGACAGGCUGUCUGUUGACGGUGUCCUCAAGUUCCCAGUCAGAUCCACCCCUCGCUCCUCCACAGCACCAGCCUCUCGUCCAGAUGUGGUCACUUCUGGCUCCAAAAAAAAUCAAGAUGGCGACAGGCAAAAUGCUAAACUCAAGGCUUUAAAACAGGAGUCCAAAAACCAAUAGGUGACAUCACUAUAGUUUUAUCAUGUUCAAUGGUUUUGCCUCACGAUAUAAGGUUUUUUUUUCAGGGCUGGGUGGAUGUCUGCUGCUCAUAGUCUGGCACCUGGCCACUAACUUUUUAUUAUUUUUUGUUUGUUUGUUUGUUGGCUUUUUUAGGAUGUCCAUAAAUGUCCUGAACACAGAAAAUAGAAAGACAGUUAUAAAAUACAGGAAGAAGGCAGAGUCUCUGCAGAAAAAUACACUGCCACACUAAUAUUUAAAAAAAAAAAUCCUG